Molecule: messenger RNA, 799 nt
Organism: Exophiala viscosa
Lineage: Eukaryota; Fungi; Ascomycota; Eurotiomycetes; Chaetothyriales; Herpotrichiellaceae
Product: ubiquitin-like autophagy protein Apg12-domain-containing protein
Exons: 2
Coding region: 230-727 (165 amino acids)
Biological process (GO): C-terminal protein lipidation; nucleophagy; autophagosome assembly
Cellular component (GO): Atg12-Atg5-Atg16 complex; phagophore assembly site membrane; cytoplasm
Source: RefSeq, a predicted model, not a curated record
UAGUAAACAAAGACGUCACUUCCACCUAAAUUCGCAGUGGUGUCUCAAUACGGAAGGAUGGACCGCUGCUUUACAUCGUAAAAGCGGCGGGUCCUUAUGGACGACGCUGUAUUGUCCUAGCAUUGUGCUACUUCCCAGUGUCAGGCAAACAUGUCUUUAGAAGCCCGUCCAUCAUGAAGAACGUCACAAGGACCAAAGGUUCCAGAUAGAGACAGAGUCAUUGCCGACGAUGUCUUCACCAGGUCUGUCUACCAGGCUUCCACGUUCUACAUCGCAGAACGACCAACAGCCGGACAUCAACACCGAUCUCGCCGGCACUGCUGAGCACGACAAUGACGACGAACAAGAGAAUGAAGCCUGUCAAGGGGAUCUGCCCAUGAGCAUGACCGCGAGUGUGAUCCUGACGAACCUGCCUAGAGAUGCGAGCCAGGCUCUCAAGGACGUCGAGGAGAUCGAUGACCGGAAGGUAUCCGUGCGGUUCCAACCCAUUGGAUCGGCGCCGAUCUUGAAGCAGCGGGUGUUCAAGAUCAAUGCAUCAUCCAAGUUCAGCGUGGUGUUGAAUUUCUUGCGGAAGAAGUUGGGCGUCAAGGACGGCGACGGGGUGUUUCUCUAUGUCAACAGCGUCUUCGCACCAGGCUUGGACGAGGGUGUGGGGAAUUUGUUCAGGUGUUUCAAGACGGAUGAGCAAUUGAUCGUCAGUUAUUCUACAACGCCUGCUUUUGGUUGAACCAGCCCUCAAGAUUCAGCGGAAUUCCGUGCGCCACGCCAUGCUAGAAUGCACAAAUGUCCGCUACCGCCA